CCGCUGUGAUGCUGCAAGGAUGCCUGAGAAGAAUGAACAUGAACCAUUGUACGAACUUGAGAAUCAUAUGCAGUCUAUGAAUCAUACGAGCCAGAUCGAGGAGGAAGACGAUGGUGCAGGUGGAGAAUCCAUCGAUAAUCCUCACAUACGAUUCGAAGCUCACUCGCUCGAAGAUGGUGGCGUAGGGGGCAGCGUCGAUGUCAUGGACGGCGUCGAAGAGGUCCCUCAGGAUUCUACCUACAUCGGUGGUGCCGCCAAUUUCGUUAUACCGUCACGUGGGGAGGGUAUGGAUCAGCUGACUCUCUCCUUUCAGGGUGAAGUCUACGUGUUCGAUUCCGUUUCCCCAGAGAAGGUACAGGCGGUUCUGCUACUGCUGGGAGGGUAUGAAAUGCCUUCUGGCGUGUCUGGCUCAGGCAUGGCAUCCCCUCCGAAUCAGAAGAGUUUAGUUGAUUAUCCGCGACGCUCGACUCUUCCUCAGAGAGAGGCUUCUCUUCAUAGGUUCCGUGCAAAAAGAAAAGAGCGGAACUUUGAUAAGAAGAUUCGAUAUAAUGUUCGGAAAGAAGUUGCUCUCAGGAUGCAGCGUAAAAAGGGUCAAUUCACAUCAUCAAAGGUGAGUGCAGAUGACGCGGGAUCGGCUUCAAAUUGGAAUGGUACCGGACAAGAUGAUUCACAGCAAGAAACUUUAUGCACACACUGUAGCAUUAGUUCAAAGUCUACUCCAAUGAUGCGUCGUGGGCCAUCUGGCCCUAGGACUCUGUGCAAUGCAUGCGGGCUUAUGUGGGCAAACAAGGGAACUUUAAGAGAUCUUUCUAGGACGCCGAUAAUUGUGCAAGCAGCAUCUGUGGGAACUCGGGACACUUCAGCAAACCUGAUUGAGCAGGCUGAAGUUAAUGGCUCUGAUGUGGGAACCAGCAGCCAGGCACCACCGACAGAUGUUGCCGCUAAUUCCAAUGGCAAUAACUCUGCUGUAACAGCUGAACAUACAUUGAUGGCUGCAGCUGUUUGGAAUAGAAGGCUUCCUUCUAGCAGAGUAGUAGAAUAAUACAAGCAGCGUCAUUCUCACAAUGUAGUUAGAUCCCCUUGAUUAGGUGCUUCAUUUUUUUUCCCAUUCUUGGUUGAAC
Messenger RNA from Telopea speciosissima, 1121 nucleotides. RefSeq names its product GATA transcription factor 24-like. Bases 20 to 1042 code for a protein of 340 amino acids. Gene Ontology annotation, molecular function: protein binding; sequence-specific DNA binding; zinc ion binding. The record is from RefSeq and is a predicted model, not a curated record. The transcript has 8 exons. NCBI's taxonomy places the organism in Eukaryota, Viridiplantae, Streptophyta, Magnoliopsida, Proteales, Proteaceae. Gene Ontology annotation, biological process: regulation of DNA-templated transcription.